Pocillopora meandrina is the source of this 363-nucleotide messenger RNA. The record is from the annotation of a GenBank genome assembly. NCBI's taxonomy places the organism in Eukaryota, Metazoa, Cnidaria, Anthozoa, Scleractinia, Pocilloporidae.
AUGGCGACUUGUGCAUCCGCACCACUAGCAAGUUCUGUGGAGAAGACAAAUGGCGCCAAACUAAGCAGACUUCUUAUUGAUGGCGGAACAACGGUUCUAAGGAACAUUUUUGAUCAUUAUCACCACCCUGCAAACCUUGUUACCGAUCUCAAUUCUCACCGUAAAACUCUUCGUUCUCUCUUGCGAGGAAGAAUCCUAAAAAAGCCGCAAUGGGACUUACUGUUCCCACCGUCUGGGGUUGCCCCAGACUCCAGAUCAUUUGACAUCACAUUGUUGUUUCUCCUUCUUACCAACAUUUGUGGCCUAUCUUGUCCAUCCUCAGGAUGGCAUUCUAAGCCACACGCGAGUGAUAACUCCUUUUAA